AUGUCUGCCGCCAACGAACCGUUUUACCUUCGAUACUACUCGGGCCAUAUGGGCCGUUUUGGACAUGAGUUUCUCGAGUUCGAUUUCCGAGUCGUAGGAGAUGGCCGAAGUGCCGUGGCACGAUAUGCAAACAACUCCAACUACCGAAACGAUAGUCUAAUUCGCAAAGAGAUGAGCGUCAGCUCUGUGAUCGUGGAGGAAAUUAAGCGCAUCAUCAAGACCAGCGAAAUUAUCAAGGAAGACGACGCCAAAUGGCCUCAGAAGAACAAGGAUGGCCGCCAGGAGCUUGAGAUCCGGCUUGGAAACGACCAUAUUUCAUUCGAGACGGCCAAGAUAGGAUCAUUGGUUGAUGUUACUGAAUCUGCGGAUCCCGAAGGCUUGCGAGUCUUCUAUUACCUUGUGCAAGACCUGAAGGCUUUGGUAUUCAGCCUAAUUGCCCUGCAUUUCAAGAUCAAGCCAAUCUAG
Messenger RNA from Clonostachys rhizophaga, 465 nucleotides. NCBI's taxonomy places the organism in Eukaryota, Fungi, Ascomycota, Sordariomycetes, Hypocreales, Bionectriaceae. The record is from the annotation of a GenBank genome assembly.